Molecule: messenger RNA, 2224 nt
Organism: Trichoplusia ni (cabbage looper)
Lineage: Eukaryota; Metazoa; Arthropoda; Insecta; Lepidoptera; Noctuidae
Product: DNA-directed RNA polymerase II subunit 1-like
Exons: 4
Coding region: 1053-1796 (247 amino acids)
Source: RefSeq, a predicted model, not a curated record
UCCAUCGUCAUCUUAGGACAAUCUAAUAGUCCUAAGAACUAUGUGUCAUAUGUAAUUCUUUGCCAAAAUUGUAUGAUACUAAGGCAGGUUUCCCAAAAUAAUUCCUACAAAAUGAGCUUAGUAAUACCUAAAUAGUUUGUAUUACUAUGCCACAAUGGUCUUCAAGGAAACGAAGUUUUGAAUAACUUAACUUGUUAAUGGUAUGGAAUCAUUCCAAUCAAUGGCUUGAUGCAUUGCUUCCUCAAUGAGUAACUAAGUUACUGACUUUCUCCCAACAUUUUUAUGUGAACUACGUUUAGUUCUAUUUUAACAUAAUGACAUCGAAUGGCAUGGGAAAACAGAAUAACCGUUCUCUUUAUUGAUGACUUGAAUCACUACAAUUACACCCUAAUGUUUCCGCUCAUAAUAUAUUUUAAAUCUAUUUCUACUUCUGGCAAACGAUUGUUUACGAAACAACAAACGUUCGCUAUGUUCGCCCCACUUCGACGCUGUUGUAAUGUCCAUCAUGACAUGUAAUUUACUUCAUAAUUGCCUACUGUGUCCCGUAUUUCCGUCCAAUUGUAUGUAUUUCGAGUCGAUUAAAAAUAGCCUCUAAUUACAGUAAAGCCAAUUUUAUACUCUACUACGAAUAAACAAGUUAAUUCGGUUUACUCGCGACGACCACGUGACUAUCAGUUGAGAGCGGUUGUAGGGCGCCGCCCGCCCACGUGGCCGCCACACACAAACCUGUCACUUACAUAAUACAUGGCUCAGACGUAAACGUAACCCUACGCACAUUCAAUAUAUUUUUUCACGCUUUUUUACAAAGAGGUUAAUGAAGUCAGUUCGCGAUCAGUUGUGAAACACGUAACGGCGGAAAUGACCACCUGACGGGAAUAGCGCGUCGCGCAACUCUGUCGCCAGCCCCACAGUGUGACCGCGCCAUCACCCGGCGCCACUCGCGCCGUAGAUAACCCUGCAUCACACCGAAAAUAACCAGUCUACUCCUAGCCGCGGUCCAGCCACGACUGUCGCCAAUUUGACCUAUCCCGCCUUAUAUACCGACCUGAGGGAUGGCAUCCGUGCGCACGCGCUCUGCUUCCCCCAAAUCAGUUUCGUUUUCCCCGAUUCUGGAGCGAAAGUACAGUGCUGAACGAGGCCCGUCGAGUCCUCCUGAACUGAAGUCGACGGACUGGAGGAAAUAUUUUACCGAUUUUAGUGCAUACCUUGAUGCGCUGCUCGCCGACCUCCAAAACUCCAUCAACCCUGGCGCCAGGGUCGGCAGCCCCGGUGGCAGGAGUUCCCCCGGCGGUCGCACAGCGUCCCCCGGCAGGACCAGCUCUCCACUAGGCCGGGGCAGCUCACCAGGCCGCCUGAGCUCACCAGGGGGCAGCUUGAACUCACCUUCGUCAACAGGCUACGGCUCCAUAAAUGGAUCAAGGAAUAUAUCCUCGGAUUAUAUUAAACCUGCUUCGCCAACCUACCAAAACACAUCGUCUCUUCACGAGAAAGUCGUGCCAAUCAAAUACAAUACCACACCAGCGAGCUACGGUAGCCACAAUACCAACUACAGCACCGGACAGUCCGGCUACGGCAGGACUGGGCGUGGGAACCUCACAGAGCUGGACACUCUACUCGAUGACCUGAGCAAUGCCAGAUACGGAAACUAUGUGGACAAGUCACAUACGUACAGUGAAAGGAAUGGUGAGUUCACCGACGGAUACGCCCGUACCAACGGCGCAACCAGCCCAGCAUCUUCGAGGCCGACUGUUGACUCGCUGCUCGACCAGCUCAGCGCCGACCUGCCCAAUGGGUAAGUAACACACACCUUGAAUAGCAUUUUUAUACUAUUCUUCGUUCUUUUCCUAUCUGUCACUUGCUGCUAAACUUUUUGUCCUAUCUACCAUUUGUACGAUCAUUUUUAUAUUGAGUUUCAUCACGUUUAGGAAAAUAUAUUGUGUUGCCAACAAGUGACUCUCAAAGAGAUCUUUUUAUAGUUCUAAUACUAUUAAAAAAGAAGACAUUUGAAUAUAUCAAAUAGAUGUUAUGUAAAAAACUUUACCGAAACCAGAAAUUAUUUCGUCCAGAAAUAUACUUUGUAACGCAGCCAAAUUACAGCAACAUUUUAAUUAUAAAUGCCAAUAAAAUGAAAACCCGUAUCGUAUAAACCCGUGUUAAAAUAAUGGCGUUUUCAUGUCUUUGAUGUGUUAAACGAGAACAUUUUCUCGAAAUAAUGGGUAUAGUC